GCGGGCAUAUGAUUUUACGGGUUUAGCGAACCCGAGGCUCCCAGUUUCUGCUGAUGGAAAGCUCAGGUGGGUGAUUCCAAUUAGCGUGUGGUAUUGUUUCUGGAGGGUAGAGGAAUUUACUUCAGUUGUUAAUAACAUUCUUCAUGUUAAAGGGGAUCAAAAUACUCCCGUGGCACAUUCUACCUGUCGUGAGAGGCGACAAAUGGGACAAAUGCGGAGUUCUAAAAACGAUUUUGGAGAAUUGUCCGGUCAUGAAUGUGCACAAGGAUAG
This is a messenger RNA of Cinara cedri, 271 nucleotides long. Lineage: Eukaryota; Metazoa; Arthropoda; Insecta; Hemiptera; Aphididae. The record is from the annotation of a GenBank genome assembly.